CGACUCCGUGCAGCCUAACACAAGCUUCUUCUCCCCUUCGCAUUUACUCCUAGACGGAUAUGACUUAUUGAGUCUGCUACACGUAAUCAAUCUACUAUCUGUCUUGGCGCUGUGGUCGCUGCCCAGGACACUGCCCACCCGGACUCGGAGUUUGGUAACACUCUCGCAUUCAAUGCGUACACCAAUAUUCACGCGGACUCUGCCGCGCUUGCAUGGUCCUGGCCACGCGUUCCGGUCUUCCCUGUUCUCCCUCCGGAAGCUCUCUAGCAGAGCUCCUCGCGAACACACUAGGCAAGAGUCUUCGGUAGCUAGUCCGUACGCCAGAAAUUGCGAACGGACUUAUGAAACGCGUCCGUUUGCUGUCGAACGCGUAGGGGGUCGAGAAUGCCACAUCUCGUGGUCAGAUGGGCGUUCGGGCAUCCGGAAGGAGUGGAGGGAUACCGCGUCCCCAGAGGCCACAGAAGGGAACGUCGCUGUGUCGGGGAGAAACUCAGUCACAGGUAGGAUAUCCUCGUGGCUGCGACAGAUGUUUCUGCCGACGAAUUACCCCCAGUCGGUACACAGCUCGUACGCGUCUUUCCAUACCCUUCAAGCUCUGGAGACCACCAUGGCCACUAUCACGUCUGUCCUGUGCAACCAAGCCCUCCUUACAUCUGUGGGCAUGUCUGCAGAGGGCAGCGUGUUUGGAGCGGUCGCAGUGCAAUGGAUUAUCAAGGACGGUGCGGGAGAGGUUGCGAAGUUGUUCUUCAUCCGGCACUUUUCCACAUACUUCGAUAGCCAUCCAAAGACGUUCACUCUCUUUGGGGAGGUCCUUGGGUGCCUGGGAAGCGGUCUGCAAAUUGCCACCGUGCUGAUAGCACCAUCGCCUUUGAACUUUCUGCUCUGCGCCGCUGGUGGAAACAUCUUCAAGCUCGUAGGCAACGCGAUUUGGUCCACGACGCACAUCAAGUUCAUACGCUACUUCUCUAUGCAAGGGAACGACGGCGAUGUCGCAGCCAAGGACGAGUCGCAGGCGUCAGUAGCCCAGCUGGCUGGCUAUGCCGCCGGCAUCAGCUUGUUGACCUUCUCGCACGCUCCCGCGUACCUUUACGCCAUAUUCUUCGCGGCCGUCCCCCUCCAUUUGACGAUGACGGCCUACAUGAUGCGAGUAGCCACCUUUGAGCUGCUCACUCUCCCCAGGAUCAGUCACCUCGCCCAGACGUACGUGAAUGACGGUGUGGUCGGGUCUCAGAAAGACUUGGACAGAGAACAUGCGACGGGCCUCUUUGGCGAAUUUUACAAGAAUAAUGGCGAUCGCUGGCUCACGCUCGCCCCUCGGGUCGGGGAUGCGCUGAAUACAAGCUCGGAUGUGGAUCGAUCCACGUGGCAGGUGUGCUCUCAAGUGUUCCAGGACGACCGCUACCUCCUGCUCCCUUGUGAUUCGCCACGAGGCCCGCUUAUAUCUGUGCUCUUCCACCCGGACGCGACGACCGACGAUAUGCUUCAAUCGAUUUUACAUGCGGCAUCGGUUCGCAGCUUGCUUUCUCGCGACGCAUCAUGCCCAACGCCCUCGUUGCGGACAGUGUUGUCGGAAACUCGCGUGCAGGCACAACAAGACUUCUCCGCAUUCAAGCAAGCUCUCCAUGAGCGUGGAUGGAGAACCGACGAGCUGUGCUUUGCCGACCUCGGCCACCGUGUUAUAUGGACUGCUUAGAACGAGCCGGCAUUUGCCAGCAGCAACCCUUAGAUUACGUCUCGUUGAUAAUAGUGGACUCCCACUAGACACCUAUAGCUCACCUCCUUACUCACGCUGACAUAUAUAGACAGAACCUUACGAUCAGAGUAAUCGUACCUACAUAGUCUUAUGCUAGUGUAGCACAUCUUGUACGCGAUCCUCCAUGUUAGCCCCUCUCACGAACUCAAUCAGCGAACGUUGGUGACUCGUGCCCCAUUUGUGUAGAAGUCGACUGUUAAGCGCAGAUGCAGUGUACGCGAGGGAUCGAUAGGUGGAGGGUCGUAUGGCCAGUAAACACGUCAAGUUGCACCUUCUGCACAUUUUUACGUCCUCUCCCCGAUAGCCUCUGAUAACACAUAGCUGGGCGAACCGACACGCGUAUGCCAUCCCGAGUGCAGCUUACCUAGAUAGCUGUUGCACUCGUUGGGAAGAUGCUCCGUUUCCUCAGCUGGUUGCCAGGGAGUUGGGCAAGAACAACCACGGAGGUUGGCCGAUCCCAGAGCCUAUCCACGAUGUGAUCGCGCGGAAUAGCGUGCAAGGAUUCGGAUCGGCAUGAGGAAACAACCUGGCACGAAGCAAAGGCACUCGAAGGGACACGCAGCGUCCACAUGUCGGGGAGAAGGCGAGAUGUGUGCCUCCCUGUAUCUGAAUCAAAAUGCAAUGUGGUACGAGAUGGGCCAAGGAUGAGUUUCCG
Molecule: messenger RNA, 2408 nt
Organism: Dichomitus squalens LYAD-421 SS1
Lineage: Eukaryota; Fungi; Basidiomycota; Agaricomycetes; Polyporales; Polyporaceae
Exons: 7
Coding region: 173-1693 (506 amino acids)
Source: RefSeq, a predicted model, not a curated record